CUCCUCCGAGCCGGGCAGCCGCGGGCCGGGCGGGGGGCGGCCGGCAGCAUGUCGGGGGCCGCGCCGAGGACGGUGAUCUGCCUACUGCGCAGUGACCUGCGCUACCACGACAGCGAGGUACUACGCUGGGCUCAGAAUAACGCAGACUAUGUCAUUCCUCUCUACUGCUUUGAUCCAAGACAAUACCUAAGAACCUAUUACUAUGGUUUCCCAAAGACUGGGCCUCAUCGACUCAAAUUUUUACUGGAAAGCGUGAAGGAUCUAAGGCAAACACUCAAGAAAAAAGGAAGUAAUUUGGUGGUAAGGAAAGGGAAUCCAGAAGAUGUGGUUCAUGAUCUUAUUACGCAGCUGGGCACCGUGGCUGCCGUGGCUUUCCAUGAAGAGGCGACGAAGGAGGAGCUGGACGUGGAGAAGGCGCUGCAACGGGUGUGCGUUCAGCACGGGGUGAAGAUCCAAACCUUCUGGGCAUCCACUCUCUAUCACCGGGACGACCUGCCGUUCAGACACAUUUCCAGGUUGCCUGAUGUCUAUACCCAGUUCCGAAAAGCAGUGGAGGCUCAGGCCAAAGUCCGUCCCACUGUACAGAUGCCAGAUCAACUAAAGCCUCUGGCCCCAGGGGUAGAAGACGGAUGCAUCCCCGUGCCUGAGGAGUUUGGACAGAAGGAUCCCCUGACUGAUCCGCGAACAGCCUUCCCCUGCCGCGGAGGAGAGACCCAGGCCUUAAUGAGGCUUCAGCAUUAUUUCUGGGACACGAACCUGGUGGCAUCUUACAAGGAGACUCGAAAUGGACUGAUAGGAAUAGAUUAUUCAACCAAGUUUGCACCAUGGCUGGCGUUAGGUUGUAUUUCACCCCGAUAUAUUUAUGAGCAAAUCCGGAAGUAUGAAAAAGAGAGAACUGCAAAUCAGAGCACAUACUGGGUCAUAUUCGAACUCCUGUGGAGGGAUUACUUCCGAUUUGUGGCCCUGAAAUACGGGACAAGGAUUUUCUUACUGAAAGGACUGCAGGAUAAAGAGGUGCCUUGGAAGAAAGAUCCCAAGCUAUUUGAUGCUUGGAAAGAAGGAAGAACGGGGGUUCCUUUUGUAGAUGCCAACAUGAGAGAGCUAGCGGCGACGGGCUUCAUGUCCAACAGAGGGCGCCAGAACGUUGCCAGCUUUCUCACCAAGGACCUGGGGUUGGACUGGAGGAUGGGGGCAGAGUGGUUUGAGUACCUGCUGGUGGAUUAUGAUGUCUGCAGCAAUUAUGGAAACUGGUUAUACAGCGCUGGAAUUGGAAACGAUCCAAGGGAAAACAGGAAGUUUAACAUGAUUAAACAAGGCCUGGAUUAUGACAGCAACGGAGAUUAUGUCCGACUGUGGGUUCCAGAAAUACAGUGUGUAAAGGGAGGGGAGAUACACACUCUCUGGGCACUGAGCAAUGCAGCUCUCUCACAAGCUGGGAUAGCUCUAGGGGAGACCUAUCCACUGCCAGUCGUCCUGGCCCGGGAAUGGAGCAGACAUAUCAACCAGAAGCCUAACAAGAGAGACCACCCUCCGAGGGGAAGGAAAGAUCCCUCCGACACGCCAAGGCAACACAAGGACAGAGGGAUGGACUUUUACUUCUCUCGCAACAAAGAUUUAUCGUGAAGGCAGUCCCUGCACUUCUGGAGAAGUGACUGAUGUGGCUGCCGGCUGAGCACUCCAACUGACAAUGGUUACUAUUUAUGGCCAACUUCUCUCUCAUUAAUAUCUAAGUAAACCAAAGGUGACAUCCUGGACACAUUGAAGUCAAUGGAGUUUUGCCAUUGACUUCAACUGGAUCAAGAUUUUGACCUCUAAUCUUUAGGAAAUGGUUCUCUUUAUGAGCCAGCUAAUUGGGAUUCUGAAGGAAGCUGAAGUUCUUGGUCCUUUGUACUUUAAAGAAUCCCAUGACCCCUUUAACAAGAACAGAGGUGUUAACCUUGUAUUCUGGCCAAAUUCGAGUGGGUGGAAAUUACACCACUGAAAUGCCCCUCAAAAAUCAACUGGAUGUACUAAGGCCAGAUUCUCAGCUGAUAUAAAUCCGCAUAAUUCUAUUGAAACCAGUUAAGCUAUACUGAUUUACACCAGCUGAUGUUCUGACUUGGUAUUCUUCACUUCCUGCUUUAAACUGUUGCUGUGAGCUGUUAAGCAGCUAAUGUGUUCUGUCCCAGAGAUGGGUGAUGAGUGACUGGAUACACUAAUUAUAUAUGGGGAUCACUUAAGUUUGUAAAGUGCUUUUAGUUGAAAGGGGCUUCAUAAGUAGUAAUUAUUAACCAUAACGAUAGGGUCAUCUUGGUAUUGUCAAGUGGUCUGACUGCUUUUCCAGUGCCUUUGCUUUGUACUGGGGCUUAUAGUUAUUGUAGCCAGAUUUCUACCUCGUAUUACAGGCUGGAGAAGGUGUUCACUUUUUUUAUAUAUUGGAAAUGUGUAUACUGAAUGUGCUUAAGCUAACGUGCCUUAGGGUGUAGAACUUAAAAACGUUGAUCCAUAAUACAA
Messenger RNA from Malaclemys terrapin pileata, 2493 nucleotides. Its product is annotated as cryptochrome DASH-like. The record is from RefSeq and is a predicted model, not a curated record. Bases 49 to 1623 code for a protein of 524 amino acids. Gene Ontology annotation, molecular function: damaged DNA binding; FAD binding; deoxyribodipyrimidine photo-lyase activity. Lineage: Eukaryota; Metazoa; Chordata; Testudines; Emydidae. The transcript has 14 exons. Gene Ontology annotation, biological process: photoreactive repair.